AUGAGUGUUGUGAGGAAAAACGAAAAAGCGAAAAGAUUCAAGAGGAUUACUCUCGCUUCAUUGGUCAUUUUCGGACUUUUAGGAUCUUCAAUCGCCUUCUACCAAUGCGUCCGAGAAUACCUCUCCUUCGAGAUCCAUACCGAGCAAAAGUUCGUUGAAGUCCGCGAGCAACCAUUUCCAACAGUGACGCUCUGCUUGAACUCGAUGCAUUCGAAGGAGAAAAUCAGGGAAUAUUAUCCCGAGUUGGAAUAUAUUCUUGACUUAUUGUACUUCAAUCAGCAGAUGAAUGAAGAAACCCUCCAGGAGAUCAAAUCUGGUCACUUGGCAGGGAACAGUGACUGGAGAAAUUAUGAUGAGGUCAUUAUCGUCGAAGAGUUACUCCGUUCAACAACGAUGUGGGAAUUUGUUAACAAAACAAGUUCUCAUUUCAUGGUUUCGGCCUGCCGUGCUGGCUCAGUUGACUGUUCUGAGCGGACUGGUGUAUGGAAAGAUGAUUUUUUUGAACAAGGAAGAUGCAAGACCUUUUCUGGUUCUUCUGCUAGAUAUCUUGAUCUCAUCAUGAUUUACAACAGAACAGAUUGGACAGUCGGCUGGUCAAGUUUCUACGAUGGAAUAACGCUUUACUACUCAGAAAAUACCUACAAAAAUGAUGCCAUAUCAAAGCCGAUGAUAUUUAAUCGAAUGAUCACAAAUCCGACAAAUGCAGCUGUUGUUGGGCUCUCGAAGACAAAGAAUGCUAAGCUUGGAAAACCAUACUCACAGUGUGUCAAAAAUGGAACGCUUAAGUACAGCAGUGCUGAAUACACUAUGGAUAGCUGUCUCCAUGAGUGCAAGGGUAAUAAAAAUUAUCUGGUUCAUAACUAA
Messenger RNA from Oikopleura dioica, 864 nucleotides. NCBI's taxonomy places the organism in Eukaryota, Metazoa, Chordata, Appendicularia, Copelata, Oikopleuridae. The record is from the annotation of a GenBank genome assembly.